GCCCACGCUACCCGUCGCCCUCCCACCUCUGGCACCCAACCUCGACCGCAAAUCCAAACGCCCCUCGGCGUCCGUGUCGAAGUCUAUUACGAAUGGACCAUCGACCAACGCUCACACCAACCAAUCCCUCUCACCGUGCACAUCUCCAUUCUCAAAUCCACCUCCAACCUCUCCGGUUGCCUCGAGCGCAAGUUCUCCCGCUCAACGCCGGUCACGUGUGCACCGCCUACCUCGGUUUCCUCCCCUCGUACUCCACCACCGACGCGGCGGUUAGGGAUAAGAGGGUGUGUGAGGUCAUGCUUGGGGCGCUGGAGGAGAGCGGGGUAAUGUUGAUGAGGCGGUAUGGGCUCGGGGCGGGCAUCAUGAUCAUUGGUAUGCCCUGCCUAUGCUGAAGAGGUUCGAGAAUCCGAAUUUGGGGGGACAAGGUGAUGCGCGGGAUGGCAGCCGUCGAGGAAGGUCGACAGGGAGUAUCGGUCGUUGGUGUGGUGAGGAGCAUCGAAGAGCUCGACGCUCCCGACUUCAGAUGUCCACACUCGAGCAACAUUAUCUAGCGCGCCGCCGAGAAGGAGCGCACGUCGGCACCAUCAAACAAGUGUAGCUCACCUUGUCC
Messenger RNA from Stereum hirsutum FP-91666 SS1, 610 nucleotides. RefSeq lists its product as uncharacterized. The transcript has a single exon. The coding region runs from base 93 to 392 and encodes 99 amino acids. NCBI's taxonomy places the organism in Eukaryota, Fungi, Basidiomycota, Agaricomycetes, Russulales, Stereaceae. The record is from RefSeq and is a predicted model, not a curated record. Gene Ontology annotation, molecular function: oxidoreductase activity.